AUGGGAUGGCCACUUCUUGGAGAAAGUCUUCAGUUCUUCGCCCCCAACAUGUCAUCUGAUAUUCCUCCAUUCGUCAAAGAGAGAAUGGAAAGGUAUGGGCCCAUAUUCAGAACAAGUUUGGUGGGUCGUCCAGUCAUAGUAUCAACAGACUCAGAUCUUAAUUAUUUCAUCUUCCAACAAGAGGGACACUUGUUCCAGAGCUGGUACCCGGACACCUUCACAGAGAUCUUUGGGCGACAAAAUGUAGGUUCUUUGCAUGGGUUCUUGUACAAAUACCUCAAAAGCAUGGUGCUCGAUCUAUUUGGUCCUGAAAGCCUUAAAAAGAUGAUUCCUGAAGUUGAAGAGACAGCAAGUAGAAACUUGAAAAUGUGGUCAGAUCAGGACUCAGUUGAUUUGAAGGAUGCAACUGCAAGAAUGAUUUUUGAUCUGACUGCAAAGAAACUGAUCAGUUAUGAUCCUGAGAAGUCCUCAGAGAAUCUGAGGGAGAAUUUUGUGGCUUUCAUGCAAGGAUUAAUCUCCUUCCCUUUGGACAUUCCGGGCACCGCAUAUCACAAGUGUAUGCAGGGAAGACAAAAGGCAAUGAAGAUGCUGAAGAACAUGCUACAGGAAAGGCGAUUGAAGCCAAGGAAGCACCGAAGUGACUUCUUUGAUCAUGUCCUUGAAGAACUUCAGAAAGAGGAUACAAUCCUCACAGAAGCAAUUGCUCUGGAUUUGAUGUUUGUGUUGCUAUUUGCCAGCUUUGAGACAACUUCACUGGCUCUGACUUUAGCCAUUAAAUUUCUUGUGGAACAUCCUUUGGUGUUGAAGGAAUUAAGGCAAGAACAUGAGGCAAUUCUUAGAAGACGGGAAAACUUGGAUUCUGGAAUCACUUGGAAGGAAUACAAAUCAAUGACUUUCACAAUUCAGGUAUUCAAUCAAUGUCACUUUCUCUUUUACAAAGCUAGAAAAGAUUUCGAAACCAAUGGCUUGAGUAGCUCUACUGUGCUAAAAGAUCAAUUAAAAUUGCAGUUUAUCAAUGAAACUGUCCGACUAGCAAACAUAGUUCCUGGAAUUUUCAGAAAGACACUCAGAGAGAUCAAGUUUAAAGGCUACACCAUUCCAUCUGGAUGGGCAAUUAUGGUUUGUCCUCCAGCCGUGCACUUGAACCCUGCCAAAUAUAAAGAACCCCUUGAAUUCAAUCCAUGGAGAUGGGAUGGAGUGGAACUAAAUGGUGCAACUAAACAUUUCAUGGCUUUUGGAGGUGGCAUGAGAUUUUGUGUUGGAACAGAGUUCACUAAGGUGCAAAUGGCCGUAUUCAUCCACCACUUGGUAACAAAAUUCGAGUAA
Molecule: messenger RNA, 1326 nt
Organism: Ilex paraguariensis (yerba mate)
Lineage: Eukaryota; Viridiplantae; Streptophyta; Magnoliopsida; Aquifoliales; Aquifoliaceae
Source: the annotation of a GenBank genome assembly